Messenger RNA from Notolabrus celidotus (New Zealand spotty), 5070 nucleotides. It is a transcript of the gene bckdk, whose product is annotated as branched chain ketoacid dehydrogenase kinase. Gene Ontology annotation, molecular function: pyruvate dehydrogenase (acetyl-transferring) kinase activity. The record is from RefSeq and is a predicted model, not a curated record. The coding region runs from base 7 to 1434 and encodes 475 amino acids. The transcript is spliced from 11 exons. Gene Ontology annotation, biological process: regulation of glucose metabolic process; protein phosphorylation. NCBI's taxonomy places the organism in Eukaryota, Metazoa, Chordata, Actinopteri, Labriformes, Labridae. Gene Ontology annotation, cellular component: mitochondrion.
UGGCCAAUGCGCACAAAGCCCUUUCUGUACCCUCUCUCUCUACUGUAUUCAGAUACGAGCCUUUGUGCACCAUUACGACGCGACCCCAAUGGCCUCGUAGCAACAGUACAGUUCAGGGCCGUUCACACACAGACCGCUCGUCUCGACAUGCGUCCUGGACUGGCGGGUAUAGCGGCGGAGAUGCUGAGUGGAGCUACGUGCAUGGCCAGGCCGAGGCUCGGCAGCCUCCUGCUGGCCCCCCUCACCAAAACACUGCCGCCGAUGUCAGGCACCGGGAGCCACCGAUUCCGGUCCACGUCCUCCAUGCAGGGUUUCUCAGAGAUGGCCAGGGAGAGGUCGAAGACUGUCACGUCUUUUUACAACCAGUCCGCUAUUGACGUGUCCGCAGAGAAGGCCUCAGUCAGACUGACCUUAGCCACCCUGCUGUACUCUGGGAAGUCUCCUGAUGGACACCACAUCUUGAGCAGUGCCAAGUACCUUCAUAAGGAGCUGCCUGUAAGAAUCGCCCACCGCAUCAAGGGUUUCCGUAGUCUGCCCUUCAUCAUUGGCUGCAACCCGACCAUUCUGCAAGUGCACGAGCUCUACAUCAGAGCCUACCACAUGCUGAGCGACUUCCCUCCGAUCAAGGAUCAGGACGUGGAGACCCGUUUCUGUAAACUGGUGCAGCAGCUGCUGGACGACCACAAAGAUGUGGUCACCAUGCUGGCCCAGGGCUUCAGGGAGUGUCGUAGACACAUUCAGGAUGAGACGAUCCUCCGUAACUUCCUGGAUACGACGCUGUGCUCUCGUCUGGGGAUCCGAAUGUUGGCCACGCACCAUCUCGCCCUCCAUGAAGACAAUCCUGACUUUGUGGGGAUGAUAUGCAGACGUCUGUCCCCGAAAAAGAUCAUCGAGAAGUGGGUGGACUUUGCCAGGCGUCUGUGUGAGCACCAGUACGGCAACUCGCCCAGAGUGAGGAUAAACGGACACGUCGCUGCUCGCUUCCCCUUCAUCCCUCUGCCUCUGGAUUACAUCUUACCCGAGCUGCUCAAGAACGCCAUGAGGGCCACCAUGGAAAGCCAUCUGGACACCCCCUACAAUGUGCCCGACGUGGUCGUCACCAUAGCCAAUAACGACAUUGAUUUUGUCAUCAGGAUCUCAGACCGUGGUGGCGGCAUCCCUCACAAUAUUAUAGACAAGGUGAUUGAAUAUCACUUCAGCACGGCUGAGGAGAGCGCACAGGAUCCUCGCAUGAGCAACCUCUUCAACAACAUUACCAACAGUGGAAACCAGUCCAGCCCCAUGCAUGGGUUUGGUUUUGGUUUGCCCACGUCCCGGGCGUACGCGGAGUACCUGGGCGGCUCCCUGUCCAUACAGUCUAUGCAGGGCAUCGGCACUGAUGUCUACCUACGUCUGCGCCACAUCGACGGCAAAGGAGAGAGCUUCAGAGUGUAAAGACAGCAUCCUUAUAGAUCCUAGCCCAGGGAGCAGGCCUGCAGAAGCACAGAGGGUUUCCCACCAGGAGGCUGACAUGGACUACAGGACUUUGGUCCACAAAGUGAUAGUCUACACAGUAUGUUGUCUGAAAGCUCCUAAAUUCACCUAUCCACUACUUUUCUUUUUGUUCUCUUUGGCCUUAGACUGAUUAUAAGCUAUGUUAGCUCUCUAGUUGAUGAUUUUGGUUGUUUUUCCUGUUUGUUUUUGUACCCUGUGGCAUGUCGUUCCAGAAUUUUAAGGGUUGUAUGAACUUUUGAAUGUUUAGGUUAUCGGGACAAACGGUGCAUGACAGCUGGCAUCAAUGUUACAAAGGAAAAACGGAUAGCAUUAAAAAAGAACUUCAGUUUUAAAGAAGUUCAAGUUACUUGUUGUAUAGCCGCAAAAAAGUAGGAAUAUGUGUUUUUGAUGACAGAAGGUUUCAAAUGAAGCUUCUGGGACACUCCAGCUUGUCAGACUCUCCUCAAAGUGCACAAAGCUGCUGACGUGAAACAUGAAGAUCAUAGUUAGAUCAUCCAUUUUUCCACUUCCUGUCAUAGUCAGAGGUCUGGAAGGGAGAGCUGCUUCAGCGUCCCCGUAUUAGCAUGUGCUGUAAACCCUUAAUCAUCCUCUCCAAACAAAGCCUUCUCUGAGUCUGGCUGCGGCUGAAAGAAGCAGAAGAAAACUGCCAAAACACCCGGAGCUCAUUAAGCGGUGUCUGUCUCCUCGCUCAGAGGACACUCGCAGUGACGGACGUCUUUGUUCGGCGUUGUUUUUGUGGAGCUUUCAGGCAGGGACGUUCAGAUGCCUUACUGUGUCUUUCAACUGCAUGCCGACUUUGUCUUCACAUCCUCUUUUCGAUGCCUUCGUCGCUCCGUGUGGGCUCACGCUGUGUCGCUCACUUUCUUUGAUUUGAUGUCAGAUUUUGUUUUUUGUUUUUUGUUGCACAUUCGUAGAUUUCCCCCGUUUAUGAUGUAAUGCUCAUCACUUGCACCAAUCAUAUUAGCUUAUGACUUUAUUGUAACAACGUUGAGAAUAAGAAUAUACCAGAGAAGUAUUGUCUAAUAUCGUCUUCUUUUUCUGUUUUAUCUGACUUUAGUUCUUUUUGUAGAAGUGUGUCACUUGUAUUUCAUUUGAUGUGUUUUGUAUAAAACUACAUUUCAGGAUAGGUCAACAGCAGGUUGUCUGCACGGUUAUGUGUAGAGGUUCAGAUGGGCCCGGGUUUCUGAUCAUUUAAAGGGACAGUAUCUUCUGAUCACAACUUGAUUAUGUCAUUUAGAAAUUAAGAAAACAAAUGUGUAGAUUUACAAUUCCAUUCAGUCCUCAGAUGAUUUUGCUAAUCCAACACAAAAAGAUUAAUGGAGUUAGCUCACAGACUGUAUAAAUAAUGGAUGACGUCACCCAGCUGUUCCUGAACGCUGUUUUGAAGCCCAUUGUCGGUGGGAGCCAUACUGGAAACGCUGAACUCAACCAAACAUAGUGUGAGGUAAAGAGGCGGGGUUUGAGCCUCCUAGCCAACAGCUAUGUGUUCCUGCCUGUCAGUCAAGUCAGUCAUGUCCUUAUUUGGGCAAAAACUUGUAAUCUUAAUAUCUUCUGAACGGUCGUGUUAGAAAUAAAUCCCCCCCGUUCAGUGUGUGCUGAUAGAGAAAUGAGCUACAUAGACUGAAGCUGUUUUUUGAACCAGGCUGUAAACAUGUUUAUUUCUGCUGUAAAGAUCAUCUUCUAUGAAUGGGUGUGUAUGUGGUUUCCUGUGUUUCUGCAGCCAGCCUCAAGUGGAUUCUCAAUGAACUGCAGUUUAUAACACUUCCACACGGGCUUCAUAUGAGACUGGAGGUUGCCGCUUGAGUUAGCCGUAAGAAUAAUUUAAAAACAAAUCCUUCCUUCUCUUUUUUGUAUCUGAAUAUGUGGACAGCUUCUCCACAAAGUGGGCACAAUGUUUUCAUUGUCUGUUCCAUGAAUUUAAGACGAUGAUGUCAGGGUGCUCGUGUUGAAAACAGUGUUUUAAAUGCUGCCACGUUUCCCGACCGACACUUCACUUUCUCAUCAUUUCAUUCAUAAAAAUCAAGUACGAACACGAUCUUUAUAUUCGUUGUUUAAACCUGUGAUUUCACAACAUCCCAUAUUAUCUUUUGAUAUCAGUUUCUGUACUCUCUAAAGUAUCAGAAGUCAUUCCUCUUGACUCAAAGAGAAACACGAGUGCAGCAAAAACUGAAUCCAUCUUGUGAUUCUUUGUGAUCAUUAAUGGAACUGUUUCUCUUUAACUAAAUGACAAGUAAUCAAGUUGUGUUCCCAGAAAGUCGUCCUGGAAAUGAUUAGCAGAACCUGAGCCACUCUGAGUCUCUACUUAAUAACAUAUGGGUCAAAAUAGAGUCAGUACCACGUGGUUUAAGAACUUGCCCCUUGUGAAAGCACUCCUUCAGCACGUUUAGUUGAACAUUCCCAAAUGAGCUUCAGACCUCGAGGAGAAAACCCCGCCUGAACGGAUCUGCUCGGAGCGGGUUGUCAUGAUCCUAGCUUACUCUGUUAUCUUUCUUUGCAGGAUGGGCUUUGGGAUCUUAAGCUGUAAUUAACAAGAUGGGAAAUGAUGAACUUUGUGAAUCACCUGAAGUUAAUAUUCAAAGUUUUUUUAACUUGUUGCUUUGAGACUGAACCGGCCUGAAAGAGAAAAAGAGAAAAAAUUGACCUUUUUUUUGUUUUGAAAAAAUAUGAAUUUCAUAAGUUUGUGAAGUACUUAACAUCUUUCAAAUGGAAUAACUGGUUCACUGUAGUUUCAGUCACAAACUGGAUGUCUCCUGAACCUCUUCUUUCACUGAGUUUACAUUCAUACUUUCCUCAUCAGUACAAAUGAGACAUCUGCUCCUGAGACUCUUUGGACCAGUUAUUUCAGAUGACAGAUUUGAAAACAGAAUCAGAUUUUAUUUUCAAAAAGGUAAUAAUUAUAUUAUGAUUUAUUUAUGACUCAAAAAUAAACCCCAAUGUGUGAUCUAUGAGAGUGUGAGGGCGCUCUGAGAUGCCUUUGUUCAGUCUGAGGCGUGUAUAAAGUGAUGUUUCUUGUGGCUUUGAAGGUCUUGAAGAUGUUCUGUAGCUUGUGCAUGUAAAGCAGGAGACGGGGGGUUAAAACGUGACUGCCACAUGCUAGUUUGACAUGUUUAUGUGUCCCUGUGAGACACGCAAACAUGUAAACAUAAGCAUCAGUAGAACUCCCUCUUGUGUGGCAGGAGAAGUGUUACACUCGACUCUCUUCAGAAGCAAUGCACAUGCUCAGUCUGCCCCCUGCUGGGCUGAACAGAGAAGUGUAAGCAGACUGAUGAUGUUGCACUGUGAGGGUUAUGAGAGCACCUUUACAGUUUUUGAACAGAAUGUACAACACAAGAGUUUCUGAAUUUUUAUCCCCAAGUUUCUGAUUUAGUAAUGUUUGCAGAUAGAACUGAGGAUCAACAACAGCGACAACAAAAACAUUUCAGUCUCCAGUAAAAGCCAAAUACUGGAGUCAUGUUACUGACAAAAUGUGCUGCCAUGGAGUGUUGUGUCUCCUCAACUGAUCGUAGUUUCUCCCUUAUGUUUUCUGUUGUGUUCAGGACUCUGUUAACAUUAAAUUUUACUUGGUUGGAACUCAAA